AUGUUCCAUUCUCGAAACCUUCUGUCUGGUUUUGUUCUCCUCCUAUAUUAUUCAUCAAUAUGCGUCGAAGCCUUCGAUCUACUUCGUCGUCACUUUGCCAGUAUCCCUCGAACUCCGCUGCGACCGGAUGAUGAUCCCGGCGAGCCACUCUUCCUUACACCUUAUUUAGAAACAGGUCAAAUUGAUCUAGCCCGUAGCUUGAGUCAAGUACAUUUACAACCAGCUUAUUCUUCUCCAUCGUAUUCCGGCUAUUUAACUGUCAAUAAGACAUGUAAUAGUAGCCUCUUCUUUUGGUUCUUUCCUGCUCAAAAUGGUCAUAUUGAUUCACCGCUACUUGUUUGGUUACAAGGUGGACCUGGUGCAUCAUCUCUCUUUGGUCUUUUCUCCGAACAUGGCCCUAUUCAAGUGGACGAAGUCGGGCAACUCCAUCCGCGUAAUAUCACUUGGAAUUCCAAAUAUCAUCUUCUCUUUAUAGAUCAACCAGUCGGCACUGGUUUUAGUUUUACUGCUGACGAUCUAUGUUAUGUGCACACCGAAGAUGAAGUAGCACGCGAUCUCUAUGCGAUGCUCAUUCAAUUCUUUCAAAUCUAUUACGAAUAUGCUUCGUGUGAUUUCUAUGCUACUGGCGAGUCGUAUGGUGGCAAAUAUGUACCAGCCAUUGUCUACAAAAUUCAUACAGAAAAUCCUCAAGCCAAAUUGAAAAUCAAUCUGAAAGGGAUGGCCAUUGGUGACGGUUUGGUUGAUCCUUAUAAUCAAUGGGAUUAUGGACCAGCUAUGUAUCAAAUGGGUUUGAUUGAUCAACGACAACUAGAAUAUGUUAAUUUAUUGACAGCACUGGCGCGUGAAGCGAUUCGUCAAGGUCAAUAUCAACAAGCUUACUCUAUUUUUGGCGAUCUGUUCGAUAAUAUCUAUCCUAAUAAUACCGGUAUGAUUGAUGCUGAAAAUUAUCUUCGCACAGAUUUUCCAGAGAAGUUAUUCUAUUACAUUCCUUGGGUGACAGCAAGUGAACAUCGUCGUCAAUUUCAUGUGGGCAAUAUGACAUAUAAUGAUGGUGAAAAGGUACAAAUCGGUCUCCAAGAUGAUGCUAUGCAGUCGAUUGCAAGCAAAGUAGCAAUGAUUGCCAAUAGUAACUAUAAAGUUUUGAUUUACACUGGAUUACUUGAUGUUAUUAUACCCUCCUCGGUAACAAUGAAUUGGGUUGAUAAACUCCAAUGGAACUAUGCCGACCAGUUGCGUAGUGCUGAACGCAUCAUUUGGAAAGUGAAAGAAGACGAUCGAGAGGUAGCUGGUUAUCUGAAACAAGCACAUUCUUUCUUUGUGGCUUGGGUCCGUAAUGCUGGUCACUCGGUUCCCUAUGAACAACCGCGUGCAGCCUUUGAUCUCAUCGAUCGUUUCAUUUCUGAUUCAUAA
Molecule: messenger RNA, 1410 nt
Organism: Rotaria sp. Silwood1
Lineage: Eukaryota; Metazoa; Rotifera; Eurotatoria; Philodinida; Philodinidae
Source: the annotation of a GenBank genome assembly